Messenger RNA from Closterium sp. Naga37s-1, 2142 nucleotides. The record is from the annotation of a GenBank genome assembly. Lineage: Eukaryota; Viridiplantae; Streptophyta; Zygnematophyceae; Desmidiales; Closteriaceae.
AUGGAACGCAACUAUGGUGAUGGAGAGACCAUGGUGCAGUAUCUCCAGAGGGUGGAUGAGUAUGUCAGGGCCUUGGAGGAGUUGAACUACAAAGUAGAUGAGAAGGAGAUCAUCUACACCGCACUCCAGGGGCUGGACCAAGAGGCGAACGAGGCCCUACUGCACGCUGCUUCCAAGAAGUACCAGCAGCGGCAAGGAGGUGGGGGGAAGAAGAAGGAGCUCGACAAGUGCCUCGUCCCUGGAUGCAACCGGAAGCACUCUUGGAAGGAGUGUUGGAGCCGACCAAAUGGGUGGAAGCCUCAAGGGUACCCAGGAGAGGCUCCACCUGUCACUAGGCCUGAGUGGGUGGAGAGGAGGAUAAAGAAUGGAGCAUGGAACAAGAAGGGCAACAAAGAGAAAGCGGCAGCAGCGGCGGCAAACGAGGAUAAGAAGGGAAAGGAGGACUCAUCGGAUGAUGGUUUCUCCUUCUUAUCCUUGGAGAAGGAGACGGCGCUUGCUGGUCGUGUGUUGGCUGACCCCAACCAGCUCAUUCUAGACUCUGGGGCAACCUGUGGAAUGGUACCUCGGCGCGACCUCUUCACCACCUAUCACUCCCUCCCACCUAACUCCAGAAAUGUGAUUGUGGGGAGUGGAGAUACGCUGCAAGCAAUCGGCAUCGGCACCAUCACCGUCAAGGGGAAGGAGGGGGAGGUGCUGAAUUUGAAGGGUGUGCUUCAUGUUCCUAGAUUGGCAGCCAACCUUCUCUCUUGCUCUCAGCUUGCGAAGCAAGAAUACAUAUGCACCUUCACCAUGGGAGGGUGCACGGUUCGCAAGGGUGGAGCUGUGGUGAUGGAGGCCAAGUUAGAGAAGGGUUUAUACCUUGUUCCAGUGUGUGUGCCUCACGUGGAGAAGGCACAUGGGGUUGAAGCCAAGGAUGCUGCUUGCAGCACCCGUUGGAGGGACGUAGAGCAGGUGACGGCAGAUUUGCUGCACCUACGCAUGGGGCAUGCGGGAAGGCAGCAACUUGUGGAGUGUGUGAAGAAGGGGGAGCUGAAGGGAGUGGAGAUCAAGGAGGGUGGUGGGCAGCCAAGCAAGUGCCCUGAUUGCACGACCGGGAAGCUGCCAAGGACCUCCUUCCCUACCUCCACCACUAGAGCCUUCGCACCUCUUGAGUUGGUGCACACGGAUGUGUGUGGCCCCAUGCAAACACCAGAAAGGGAGAAGGGCAGCAAAUACUUCAUCACCUUCUUGGAUGACUUCAGCCGCCUAAGUUGGGUUACCUUGGUGAAAACCAAGGAUGAGGUGGCCAAGGUCUUCAAGCGUUGGAUACGCUAUGCGGAGAGGGAAGCCGGGGCCAAGGUGAAAAUACUUAGGUCUGAUCGGGGUGGGGAGUACAUGGGGAAGGAUCUGGAGUCUUUCCUUGAAGACAAGGGCAUCACCCACCAGCUUUCAGUUGCCUACACGCCACAGCAAAAUGGGGCAGCAGAGAGGCUGAACCGGACCCUCAUUGACCUUGCCCGAGCCAUGCUUGCUCAUGCGCAGCUGGACCAUACUUGGUGGGGGGCAGCAGUGCAAUAUGCCAACUGGGUUAAGAACCGGAUGGGCAGCAAGGGGCUAGAGGGCAAGAGCCCAUACUUCAUGUGGACCAGGAAGGUGCCUAGUGUGUCGAUGGCCCGAGUGUGGGGUUGCAUGGCGCAGUACAAAGUGCCCGACCAGCAACGGAGGAAGCUGGAUUCUAAGGCACAAUGGGGAAUUUUCCUUGGGGUGUCGGAGAGGAGCAAAGCUUGGAUGUUGUGGAGUGUGGCGGAUCAGCGGGUGGUGGAAAGCCGGGAUGUGGUUUUUCACGAGGGGCUGAGCUACAAGGGGUGGAAGGAGCGUGGUGCUAGUACAGUUGGGAGCUCCCUCCAGGAUCCCUACACCUCUUCCAUCUUUGAGGGGGCAUGGGAGGACCCUGGAGAGGAGUUACAGGAGCAGCAAGAGGAAAAAAAAGCAGCUGCACCUCACCAUGAGGAGUCACCAACUGCUGCAACUACUGCAGCAGCAGCUGCCCAAGUCACCACGGUCCCCCAUGAAGAGAGUGACUUGGAGGGAGAAGCUGCAAAGUUUGGAGCAGGGGGAGGCAUCACCUCUGCGCCGCACCACACGCAUCUCCCGGCCACCUGA